AAUUGAAGAGAACUCUCCAUUUGAUUAAAGUUAAAUUGUUAUUUACUUCACAAUGAGUAUACAAGCUCUUUGGAUUGUAAGAAAUCGCCCAGUAAGCAAAACAAACGAAGAAGAUGUUGUUUUAUUCUCUAGGUUAUAUCAAACAUAUAUCAGAAAGUCAAAGGAAUUGGAUGGUGCCCAAUAUGUUAAAAUUCCUAGCAACCCAGAACUAGCUAAAGCUCUCAUGUUUGAGCUGGGGCACACAGCAGAUGAAUUCUCAAAAUUUGUACAGACUCGUGACAGCUGUGAGAGGAUUGAACAGAAACCUGUGUAUGAGAUCAGCACAAAAGAUGGAAAACUUUGGCCGCUAGUUGUUGUAGAACAGACUGGUUUAGUCUUAUGCUGCUUACCAUUUGUAAAACAGGGAACAAAAACUAGACCACCUCUUAUAGAUAUACCUGGCGUAACACUUGGUUUUACCUUGCUGUGUGCACUGGGAGAUUUUUUGAGGAACACACCAAUUUCUGAU
Ruditapes philippinarum (Manila clam) is the source of this 508-nucleotide messenger RNA. RefSeq names its product AP-5 complex subunit mu-1-like. The record is from RefSeq and is a predicted model, not a curated record. Gene Ontology annotation, biological process: endosomal transport. Gene Ontology annotation, cellular component: AP-type membrane coat adaptor complex; late endosome; cytosol. NCBI's taxonomy places the organism in Eukaryota, Metazoa, Mollusca, Bivalvia, Venerida, Veneridae.